Messenger RNA from Auanema sp. JU1783, 1680 nucleotides. Lineage: Eukaryota; Metazoa; Nematoda; Chromadorea; Rhabditida; Rhabditidae. The record is from the annotation of a GenBank genome assembly.
AUGACUUUCUAUCGUUUUUUACUAUUUUUCCUUGUGGUAACUAUUCAAUUCCAUCAAACAGAGACUCAAGAUAUUCCUGAUGUUCCGGAACACUAUGUGAUAGCUGAUUACAUUCUUUCCAAGUAUGAUCGAGGAUAUAUUCCUAAAAAGCUACGAAAUGAAUCAAUUCGUAUAUCAUUCUCAAUGGAGCUCUAUCAAAUCAUUCAAGUUAAUGAGCCUCAACAAUAUUUAAUGUUAAAUGCUUGGAUAGUUGAGAGAUGGGUUGACAAUCUACUUGGAUGGGAUCCGGAAGAUUUUUCAAAUUUAACAGAAAUAAUGAUUCCGUUCGAUCGCAUCUGGAUACCGGAUACGACACUUUAUAACUCAUUGGUAAUGGAUGAUUCCAAUUCAAGACGAUUGAUGAACGCCAAGUUGACAACCCGCGGCAAAGAUAAAGGAGCAUUGGUAGAACUUCUAUAUCCAACCAUUUACAAAUUGAGUUGUCUACUUGACUUACGAUUCUUUCCAUUCGACAUGCAGGAAUGUAAGCUGACAUUCGGAAGUUGGACAUUCGAUAACACUCUAAUUGAUUAUUUUCCUCAUAAUGUAUCACAUGCCAUAGGAACUUCAAACUGUAUUGAGAAUGAGGGAUGGAACGUGUUGUCCACAUAUGUGGAACGUCAUGUAAACAAGUAUGAUUGCUGUCCCAAUAACUAUACACUGCUUGAAUUCCAUCUGAGAAUUCAACGUAAACCUUUGUAUUAUAUAAUAAACUUAAUAACUCCAACAUCUAUCAUCACUCUUAUUUCAAUUGUCGGGUUCUUCAGCUCUUCAUCCAUUAAUGAAUUACGAGAAGAAAAGAUUACUCUGGGAAUUACAACAUUACUCUCCAUGUCCAUUCUGAUUUUUAUGGUUUCUGAUAAAAUGCCCUCAACGUCAUCUUUCAUUCCCUUAAUUGGUUGGUUCUAUACGUGUAUGAUUCUACUUAUUUCUUUCUCUACAUUAGCAGCUUCAAUGGUCAUUUAUAUUCAAAAACAAGGUAUUUUGGGUAAACCACCAGCCAAAAAAGUGAUGAUGUGGGCUCGAUGGGUCGCCAAACUGGUUCGAAUGGAAAUGCCUUUGCUUAUGAAGCAGGCGUAUGCUCAGAAAGCUCGAGAAGAAAAGCUGCGGAGAGCUCAAGAUGGUCGCAAGCAAAGCCUUUGGCAAAGAGUAUAUAAGGUUGCAAGAGAACAAGCUAUAGCUCGAAAGCAAUCAUCAUCAUCAGCCAAGAUAAACGGAAUUUCACCUGAUCUUCACAAACUGGAAGUUCCAAACCGAAAAGCUUGUACGAUUAGUCCGGAUGUUUCCAUCUGUCAACCGGCUGAGACACAUCUCGAAUUUUCAAAUAACUCAGACGAUGAAAAUACUUCAUUCACUGAACCAGAAUAUAUUCCUCCACCUCCGGUCUCCAAAUUCCAGGUAAAAAAUAAGCUGAGCAACUCAUGUGCAAGCUUCGAUAGCGUUCUCCGGAAUGUUGACGUUCUCUCACCACGAACGCAACAGAGGAACUUGGCUGAGCUCGAAUUCGACUGGCUGGCAGCAGUAGUUGAACGCAUCUUCUUAAUAAUCUUUUUAAUAAUUUUUGCUCUGACAUCCGUCGGAAUCAACCUAGUAGGACUCUAUUACUGGUGGUUUGCUCUAGAUCACAGUUAUGCUGUUUAA